This is a messenger RNA of Vicia villosa (hairy vetch), 1060 nucleotides long. RefSeq lists its product as uncharacterized. The transcript has 7 exons. NCBI's taxonomy places the organism in Eukaryota, Viridiplantae, Streptophyta, Magnoliopsida, Fabales, Fabaceae. The record is from RefSeq and is a predicted model, not a curated record. Bases 17 to 1060 code for a protein of 347 amino acids.
GUGAAUUUGCAUUAUCAUGUCAAGGCCUGUUGAGAGAAUAGCAGAGAUCAAUGAUGGAAAAGAGCUUUGGAAGAUUGUUGUUAGGAUUCACCACCGAUGGAAAGUUGUCUCCAACAGCAAGGAACAUUUUGAAAUGAUCUUUGUUGACAAAUUGGGAGAUGAUAUUCAUGCUGUUGUUCCAGCACCGCAUGUGUCGGUUUUCACCGAAAAAUGCUUAUUAGGCCAUACUUAUACUGUAUCUAAUUUUAAGGUGGUGCCUUAUGUUCUGGCCUUCAGGGCAUCGGGACACAGAUAUAUGAUAAAGUUUACUGCUGGAACGUCUGUUCUUGAUGAAGACAAACAUGAGAUACCCGCGAAAUCGAUUUUAUUUACAAGUUUUUCAGACAUCAUAACAGGGAGGUUUGACAAACAUGUUCUGAUUCAUGUCAUUGGAAUGGUGGAUAGUAUUGGUUAUGCGCAGACUGAGUCAGGUGCAAAGAAGCAGCAAAUUAGCAUGAUGUUGCGUGAUCACAGCAACAACAUGUUGAACUGUACUCUGUGGGAAUCAUACGCGGAUCAGUUCAUCAAGUUUAACAAAGUUAGGGUUGCUGCAUCACUACCUACAGUUGUGUUGCUUCAGUAUGCCAAAGUGAAGGAAGAAGGAAAGUAUCCUCUGUCUGUGACAAACACCUACAAUGUGAGCCUUUUAUGUGUUGAUGCUGAUUUUCCGAUCAUGAAAGACUUUAUUGAUAGAAUGCCUGAGGAGAGCAAGGUAACCCUGUCUGACCAACUUGGAGGGAAUUCCCAAUAUUCCUCCCAAAGUUCUGAAAAUCAACAGCUCACUCCUGUGCAAAAAUUGUUCUCAAAGGCUGUUGUUUUGCCUAUUGCUGAGAUUAUUCAACUUACGGAUGUUACAUUUUGCGCUACUGUCGCUACAACAAAAUUAUUAGUAGCAUCUCCGUUUGGAUGGUUCUAUCGUGCCUGCCAUAUGUGUCAAUCUAUAGCGCGCGGGGACAGCCCCCCCCCCCCCUUUGAGUGUGAAUCUGGUCAUGAAACCAUGGCUGAAGUCCUUAGGUUUUAG